AGGCGGCACCGGGCCCGACUACUUCCUGUAAGGGAGGCUCAGUCAGCUGUCACACUCCGAGGAGCGACACGGAGGGAGCACACGGGCGGAGAGAAGCGCACCAGCACAGCGAAAAUGUCGAGUUUUAACAACAAGUUCAGCGCCUACUCGAUGACGGAGCUCAACGAGAUCCUGGAGGACGACGAGAAACUCUCAACAAUGGUCCAGGAGCUGGAUGAGAUGCAGGAAGUCCAACAGAGUAAGGAGACCACGCUGGUCAGCAACCGGACCCUGGCGGAGCAGAACCUGGCCCUGCAGCCCAGACUGGACCACAAGAAGGACGAGCUCACCAAGCGCUACAACGGUCUCCAGGAGAGCUUCGAGUCCUACCAGCUCCGGAAGUCCACCCUAGACCACAUGUCAGGAAACACCUCCCUGGACAUCUUGCUGGCCCUGCUGCAGGCGGAGGGAGCCAAAAUAGAGGAGGAGACGGAGAACAUGGCCGACUCCUUCCUGGACGGCGACGUGACCCUGGAUUCCUUCAUCGACAGCUACCAGAGCAACAGAAAGCUGGCCCACUUGAGACGGGUAAAGAUCGAGAAGCUGCAGGAGAUGGUGCUCAACGGUCACCGGCUCCCUCAGGCGUCCGUCCCCAACUCUCGAUCCCAGGAUGUGUCGGCAGCGGCCAGGCCCUCCUCCCUCUUCACCGAGGCCGGCAGCGGCUCCUCCCCUGUCGCCCAGCCCCGGAGGAAACCUCCGGGCCCUCCGUCCCAGCCGGCCCCGGUUCUAAAUUUGGGUCCGACCGCCCCACAGCCUUCUCCAGCCUUCUUCUCGGCAUCGCCGUACCCGCCGAUUCCUCCCAGGACGGGCCAACCCUUCCCCAACGUCCCCUCUGGCUACCCAAACCACUUCCUCUCUCAGUACCCACCGGCUGUGCCUCAGCGGCCCCCGCCCCGUAUGGCCCCGCAGCCCGGCUUCAUCAUGCAGUAGAUGAAUGCAGGCAGCUGCUGCUCCAAGAGGGGUGCGUGUCGGUGACUUUACACUACUGGAACUCAUCCGAGAACGAUUUAUCAUUUUUCUUCCUACGACGUCUGCCUCUCUUGGAAUACGACCAAUCACAAUGCAAGAGGGCAGUCCCGCAUUGGCCGGUCUGGUCACAUUCUGCUCAAUCUCUGAUAAUCCAUGUGGAUCCGCUCUCACCUCUCGCUCCCGUUAAUGCUCCCAACAAACGACAACAGCAACAAAGAGAGGAGAUGGGUCCUCGCUUUCUCUGGCUGUCGACCGAGCUGGCACUCGUCAUGUAUCGGAACCUUCUCCGUCUCCUGCCGGUGCCCACCGAUUGGUCGCCUUCAGAAGUGGUUCUCCAAGCUUUUACGGAACGUUAUUCAUUAAAAAAAAGGGGGUUUGAUUAGUCAUUUCCACCCACGGCAUACUAACUUAAUGGUCAUGUAUAUGCAAGCAAAAAGAGACCCUAAUUACUGUGCAGUAAUGCCCCAAUACAUUCAGGCGAAAACUGCAUCUACGCUGUGACUUUAAUUUUUUUUGAGAAGUCUUACAAAUAAAUUUGAGUAACUUUGGCGUCAGAGAGAGAGAGAGAGAGAGAGAGAGAGAGUCCGGCCCUGCACGGUCCCAAGAUGGCUGACUGUGGUGCUCGGUCCGUCUCGGUGACAGAGUUCGGAAAAGAAAACGAGUUGAAAGCGAGGGAUUAGGAACAAAUGACUCGGCCCCGUAGCCUGGAAUGAAGGAUUUGUCUUUGUAUAGCCAUACAGUACACAUCGGAAGUUUGUUGUUUUUCUGUGGGUUCCCGUUGUGAUGCAACACUCCAAUUAUUAUUUUUUUAACGAACCUUUGUCUUAAAUCCUCCUGGAUUGGGAUCAGAGAUUGCAGCAACUGUUGAGGCCCCCCAAACCCCCAACCCCUGUUCGGGUUUUCUUUUCCGUCUCUCAAAUACUCCCACUCCGUGUUCAUGCACCAUCGCUCCCCAACAUGUCCGUUGUGUGACGUCGAGCUCAAACACUCCUUUUGUAAACGUGCAAGGGGGAUUUUUCUUCCGUGGGAACUUUGCGAGGUCAACCUGGCUUUGGGAGGAACCAUUUAGUUUUUCUCCUCCCAGCCGCUGUUGCUGUGCACUGUUGAAGAGCCACGAGUGCCUACACUUGAAGUUACGUUGAUGGCGUCCAGCUGACUAAAAACCCAGCCGUGUUUCUCCAUGUUCAGCUGUUGAGGAUCGAACCACCCUCCCUCUCCCCCAGCAAGCUGAGCCUGUUGGUCCUCUCCUUCUCCUGCUGCUGAUUUUAUGUUCUGCCAGAUGGUAGGAAAAGGCGGCAUCUGACUGUCGGGCUUUGCUUCCCCAAAUAGAAGCAGAAUCGCCUGGACAGAGCGACACAGUAAACGCCAGAGAGACGGGGCCCCUCCCUGCAUGUAUUGUUGUAGCUGUUAUUGUUUUUCAGUUUUUUCUUAAUUGGUGAAAUAACCCGUCACAUCUGGGUGGUGACGCCCCACCUCGAGGCCGAGAAGUGGUCCGCAGGGCGAGUGAAGCCCACCUGUCAGCAGGCAGAACUACAGAAAUGGCUGAAGCUAAAACAUCAAAAUCACGAUGAACCAGCAUUUCUGAAAAAAAAAGAAAAAAAACUAACUAUGAUAAUUAUUUUGUGCAUGACCUUUGCUCUUUUUGUCCAGUCUGAUUCCUCUUUUAAUACUUUGUUUGUUGAGCUGCUCUCUACGUUCCAACUGAUCCUCGCUCCAUGCUUUUAUAUGUGGUUGGUGAUAUUUUCUGUGUAAUGUUGUAGGUAUUUACUUAUAAUUAAUGUUUCAGUGGAAUUUAAUGCUAUUUUCAAAUUCAAUAAAUCUCAGAUUUUUGUA
Messenger RNA from Cyclopterus lumpus (lumpfish), 2841 nucleotides. RefSeq names its product VPS37B subunit of ESCRT-I a (gene vps37ba). The record is from RefSeq and is a predicted model, not a curated record. Bases 115 to 969 code for a protein of 284 amino acids. Gene Ontology annotation, biological process: protein targeting to membrane; ubiquitin-dependent protein catabolic process via the multivesicular body sorting pathway; protein targeting to vacuole. NCBI's taxonomy places the organism in Eukaryota, Metazoa, Chordata, Actinopteri, Perciformes, Cyclopteridae. Gene Ontology annotation, cellular component: ESCRT I complex. The transcript is spliced from 4 exons.